Messenger RNA from Varanus komodoensis (Komodo dragon), 5277 nucleotides. RefSeq names its product transmembrane 9 superfamily member 1 (gene TM9SF1). The record is from RefSeq and is a predicted model, not a curated record. Gene Ontology annotation, biological process: vacuolar transport; protein localization to membrane. Bases 192 to 3794 code for a protein of 1200 amino acids. Gene Ontology annotation, cellular component: membrane. NCBI's taxonomy places the organism in Eukaryota, Metazoa, Chordata, Lepidosauria, Squamata, Varanidae. The transcript has 14 exons.
CUGUCGGGGUCUGUACAUUUGAAAAUAAAUAGAUAAAGCCUACUAUUGGGAACAUGUAGGUGAGCUUGGGCAACUAAGGGCCUACAGCCCUUUGGAAUGGAUUUCCUUAUUGUCAUGUGAUGGAGGUGGGGCCGGGUAGGUAGGUGGUUGAAGCCGGAAGAGGAAACCCAGAGAAUUCCCAAUCAGCCGAGAUGAGUGGCUUAGGGAAGCUCUUCGGAAAGGGCAAGAAACCCAAAGCACCCACCCCGCAGGAAGCCAUCCAGAAACUGCGGGAGACGGAAGAGGUUCUGGUCAAGAAGCAGGAAUUCCUGGAGCAAAAGAUUCAGCAGGAGCUCCAGUCGGCCAAGAAGCAUGGGACCAAGAACAAAAGAGCGGCCCUGCAGGCCCUCAAACGCAAGAAGCGCUACGAGCAACAGCUGUCCCAGAUCGACGGGACUCUCUCCACCAUCGAGUUCCAGCGGGAGGCCCUUGAGAACGCCACCACCAACACCGAAGUGCUCAAGACCAUGUCGGAUGCCGCUCGCGCCAUGAAAGAGGCCCAUCAGCACAUGGACAUCGACAAGGUGGACGACCUGAUGGCCGAGAUCACGGAGCAGCAGGACAUCGCUCAGCAGAUCUCGGACGCCAUCUCCAAGCCUGUCGGCUUUGGGGACGACGUGGAUGAGGAUGAGUUGCUGGCCGAGUUGGAAGAGAUGGAGCAGGAGGACCUGGACAAGGAGCUGCUGAAUGUCGGGGAGCCAACCCCAGAGCUUCCCAGCGUGCCUGCCUCUCAGAUCCCCCGUGUGCCAGCCUCCAAAGUCCCGGCCUUGGCCACUGCUGUGGAAGACGAGGAUGACGAAGAAAUGAAGCAGCUCGCCGCCUGGGUGUCGGUGAGGGAGCGCGACUUGGUGCUGGGCGUGUUGUGCUUGGCGCCCUCGGUGGUGCGCGGGCCACAGAUGGCCUCCAGGGCUUUGAUCUCGGUGGUGGGCUUCUCUACCAGAAACUUCAGCACCCAGGAGACCUUCAGCACUUCCAAAAUGUUGAGGCGCUUUGAGGCUGGGCGCAGGAUGCGGUGGGAAGCCUGGCCAGAAGAAAACGGACUGCUCAACCCCCGGUUUUGCUCUCUCCGGGUUCUUGCCCGGAAGAAGCCAAGCCACCGAAGCGUCGCUCCACCGCCAACCUCCCCACGUCGUAGGGUCGAGGGACGCCUGGCCCGGCCUCCCAACAAGCAUGCUUGCCUUGAUCUCCUCAUUGAUCUGGAGAUGCGCCGGGAAGGUCACCUCUUUCUGGGUCUCCCGGAGCAGCUUCUUGAGGUUGCUGUCAUCAAAGGGCAGGUGGGCCACCACCAAGGUGUAGAGGAUGACGCCCAUGCUCCAGAUGUCGGAGAGGAAGGGGUUGUAUGGCAGGCCCAGCAGGAUCUCCGGGCAAGCAUAGGCGAAGCUGCCGCAGUAGGUCUGGCUGAGGUGGGAGAAACAGCUCAUCAUGCGGUACGAAGCCGUGGUGGCCGGCUGCGUCUGGCCCGACACCAUCUUGGAGAAGCCGAAGUCGGAGAUCUUGAUGUUUUCCCGCUUGUCCAGGAGGAGGUUUUCCAGUUUGAGGUCCCUGUGGGGAUGAACCGGGGCGGCGGGAAGGCCAGGGUAGGCGAUGCCCAGAGCCAGCUGAGAGAACCACUUGCCCGCGAGGGACUCAGUGCACGCGCCGGACUUCUGGAUCCAUUCCAGGACGUCGCCGCUGGGCGCCAGCUCCAUGAUGAUGUAGUGCCGGGAGGUCGUCUCUAUGGCCUGGUAGAAACUGAUCACGCAUUGCGAUGGGCGGCCUCUGGGGUUAAGCGAGAGCCCACUCUUCUCCUUCUCUUUGCAGCCCGGUUUGCUGCUCAGGGCGACCCUCCUCUUUUUAUUUUUAUUUUUAAUUAUCCCCACCCCACCUGGGCGAAAGGAGUUGCAAGACCUGCAGGCAGCGCCUCGGGCAGCCCUAGGAAGGCAGCCCAGCUCCCACCCCCUCCCUUAUCCCACUACCACCCUAUAAUGGCCCAGCAUUUGUCCCAAGCCCUUCUUUUUUCCCUCCUUUCCCUCUUGUCCGUGGCUUCUUCGGAGUCUCACUAUCAGCGUGGGGAAAAGGUGAUGUUGUACGUCAACAAAGUUGGGCCCUACCACAACCCACAGGAAACGUACCAUUACUACCAGCUUCCCGUGUGCUCCCCGCCUAAUAUCCGCCACAAAAGCCUUACACUGGGGGAAGUUCUGGAUGGAGACCGCAUGGCCGAAUCCAUGUACGAAAUCCACUUCCGCGAGAAUGUCGACAAGAAGAUCCUCUGCGAAAUGGAGCUCUCACCAGAGAAGGUGGAGCACCUGCGUCAAGCCAUUGAGGAGCUCUACUACUUCGAGUUUGUGGUGGAUGACCUGCCACUUCGUGGCUUCGUGGGCUACAUGGAAGAGAGCGGGUUCUUGCCGCACACGCACAAGAUCGGCCUCUGGACCCACCUGGAUUUCCACCUGGAGUGGAACGGGGACCGCAUCAUCUAUGCCAACGUCAGCAUCCGCAACGUCAAGCCCACCAGCCUGGACGACGUUCAGGGUGUCCUUUCCGUCACCCACACCUACAGCGUCCGCUGGUCUGAGACCAGCUCGGAGCAGCGAGGUGAGCGCCGGGGGAGCCGCAGCGGGGACAACGGCUUCUUCCCUCGCACCCUGGAGAUCCACUGGCUGUCUAUCAUCAACUCCAUGGUGCUGGUGUUCCUCCUGGUGGGCUUUGUGGUCGUCAUCCUCAUGCGGGUCCUCAAGAACGACCUGGCCCGCUACAACCUGGACGAGGAGGCCUCUUCGUCGUCUUCGGGCGAUGACUUUGACCAAGGGGACAAUGGGUGGAAGAUCAUCCACACGGACGUCUUCCGCUUCCCAGUGUGCCGCAGCCUCCUCUGCGCCGUGCUGGGCGUGGGCAGCCAGUUCCUGGCCUUGGGCACGGGCAUCAUCGUCAUGGCCCUGAUGGGCAUGUUCAACGUCCACCGGCACGGCGCCAUCAACUCGGCCGCCAUCCUCCUCUACGCCCUCACCUGCUGCAUCUCUGGCUACGUGUCCAGCAACUUCUACCGCCAGAUCGGUGGCGAGCGCUGGGUCUGGAACAUCCUCCUCACCACCAGCCUUUUCUCUGCUCCCUUCUUCCUGACGUGGAGUGUGGUCAACUCAGUCCACUGGGCGAAUGGGUCAACCCAGGCCCUUCCGGCCACCACCAUCCUGCUGCUGCUGACGGUUUGGCUCCUGGUGGGCUUCCCCCUCACCGUCAUCGGGGGCAUCUUCGGCAAGAACCGGGCCGGCCCCUUCGACGCGCCCUGCCGCACCAAGAACAUCGCCCGCGAAAUCCCGCCCCAGCCCUGGUACAAGUCGACGCUGGUGCACAUGACCAUCGGGGGCUUCCUGCCCUUCAGUGCCAUUUCUGUGGAACUGUACUACAUCUUUGCUACGGUGUGGGGCCGGGAGCAGUACACGCUCUACGGGAUCCUCUUCUUCGUGUUUGCCAUCCUGCUCAGCGUCGGCGCCUGCAUCUCCAUCGCCCUCACCUACUUCCAGCUCUCGGGCGAGGACUACCGGUGGUGGUGGCGCUCCGUGCUGAGCGCCGGCUCCACCGGCCUCUUCAUCUUCCUCUACUCGGUCUUCUACUACUCGCGGCGCUCCAACAUGUCGGGCGUGGUGCAGACGGUGGAGUUUUUCGGCUACUCCUUGCUCACGGGCUAUGUCUUCUUCCUGAUGCUGGGGACCAUCUCCUUCUUCGCCUCCCUCAAAUUCAUCCGCUACAUCUACGUCAACCUCAAGAUGGACUGAGGAACCCCUCCUCUGCUCUCAUGGGCUGGGGCUGCAACGAUGCUCUGCUUUCCUGUUGGCUGGGAUGGGUGAGACUCAAAGGGGUACCUUCCAUUAAGGAGUUCCCUCAGCAAUUGGCUAGCCUAGGCAUAGCGCGAGAUGUUCUUGCCCCAUGGACUGGGAUCUCAGCUCAGCCCUGAGAACUUGGGCUGCUGAUGACCAAUCUCUCUGUUGGCUGGACUUGCCUGAGAGCUCCCCAGUUCACCACAGCAGUGCUUGCUUUAUUGUCUGGAAUUGGGGGAACUGUAAGCUGUAUACUCCUGUUGGUCAGGGCAACCAGCCAAUCAGUGAGCCAUGUAAAUCUAGCCAGUUAGUAAACACUGCUAUACAGAGUUCUCUCUCCUCCUCCUCCUCCUCCUCCUCUUUAAAUUGGUCAAAACCAUAUUUUUGCACUGGAGUGAGAGCAACAGCGUAUUACUCUCUUUUCAGUAGUUGAAAUGUGACCGGUGAGUGGAGAGGCCCUCGUCCUCUUGGCCCUGCAGUCUGGCCAGUUGACGAAAGCCAGACUUACGGAAGCAGCCAGCCUUUCCUCUCAAAAAGAAAAGAGUUGCUUCCUUUGGCGAGCAUAUCAAAGCUGUGAAGCCUUUCCCACCUUGAUUCACUUCUUUUAGACCUCUUAAGCAAAUGAGUGACAGAUUCCAACCGUUCAUGUCAAAAUGCAAAUUAAAAAACAACCACACCCUGAUCCGUAGAAGGACCGGCAGGGCCGGCCUCACCGGGUCAAGUUGGCCCAACAGCUGGUCCUGCUCUUGGGUUUCUCCCUUUCCAGGAUCCUGAACCUGGAAGAGAGUUUGCUGGGAGCCCCAAAUAUGUUGGGCCUUGUAAUCCAACACAUUUGGAGAGCUCCAGGCUAGGGAAGGCUCCCUGGAGCCUUCCCACUAGGGCUCUGUCCUGGGGACAGAGGUUAAAACUGAUCCCUCCAGAAUAGGAGGGGAAGAGUCUGCACAGUGGUCCUCUUGGAGGUGGGCCCACAUUUUUCCCUGCAGCUUCUCCCUUCUCUGCAUGUUGGAGGGAGCCGAGUAGGAAGCAGGAGGGUGGUUCUGUUAUAACACAGGAGAUCUGGCCUGUUUGGUGAUCUGACGUAAGCGGUCGUUCUCAUCUGGUAAGUGGGCCCAUUUCAUCUCCAGUCAGGGUGUCCCUCACUUCCAGUGUAAACCCUUUCUCUCUGCUCCCCGUGCCCCCCGCCCAUGUCUUUCAUACUCCCAAGGUGCCUGGCAUUGUUACAGUAUGCGAGGGCGAGAACAUGUCUCUUCCCCUCCCACCUGGGUGAAGAAAAUGCCUAUAAUUAUAUAUGGAAGAUAUAUAUAUGAGGAGUUAUGUAUAUUAGCAAGAAUUGAAGUUGGGUUAUUUUUUAAUUUGAUGUUUUGGUUUUGUUUCUGUUUGGACGGUUUCUUUUUACAGAUCUUGAAAUUAAACUUUAUUAAUAAAAGAAAGCUUAAAUGCA